AUGCCUUACACACCUCCUGGACCUCCUCAGACCAUCUGUGUCACAGAUGGUGACCCAAGGAGGUAUGAUCCAGAUUUCCAGGGACCUACAGCUAAAAGGAGUUGUACGGACGUUCUAUGCUGUAUGAUCUUCCUACUGUUUAUUUUGGGCUACGUUCUGUUAGGACUCUUGGAGCUGACUGGAGAAGGUAGAAGUCGCUCAGUAAACAUGGCAAAAGCUCAGCGCCUGAAGGUGGAGAAAAUCUGUGUCUCCAGGUGCCCAGAGAGAUUCCUCACCUACUUGGAUAUGCAAUUUCUGAACCAUAAAGACAAAAACUACUGGGAAUACUAUCGCCAGUUCUGCAGGGCCAAGGCCAGGCCUAUGGAGACUAUUGCAGAUCUUCUGUCCAGUGGUGACUGCCCCCUAGCAGUAUACCCAAGCAGACCUUUUCUGCAGAGAUGUGUACCUGACCUUUCAGCCAUCAAUGGGACCUCGACUUUAGGAAGUAGGGUCCACUUUGAAGAUGGAAGUGGCCAGACCAGGAAUAUCGUAGAACUCAGGGAGGCCGCGAAUGGCAUUAGUGAUAUGAUCGAUGCCAGGACGUUUGGUCUGAAGGUGCUUGAAGACUAUUCGACCUCGUGGAAAUGGAUUCUCAUUGGCCUGACUGUUGCCAUGGCACUGAGUUGGACGUUUUUGAUACUCCUGAGGUUCACAGCUGGAUUCCUCUUCUGGUUCUUCAUAUUUGGUGUUCUUGGAAUUAUAGGAUAUGGAAUAUGGUACUGUUUUCUGGAGUACAACAGCGUUCAGCGGAAACCACAGUCCGCGUUCUGGAUGUACGGCAUCGGGAUUCAGACAAGAUUAAACAUGUUCUUUCACUUGAAGGAGACCUGGUUUUCAAUGAUGAUCAUCUUGUCCGUCAUUGAAGUCAUCCUCAUCCUUGUGCUGAUCUUCCUCAGGACUCGGAUCCGAGUGGCCAUCAUCCUGCUGAAGGAAGGAAGCAAAGCCAUUGGGCACCUUCCCAGCGCGUUAGUCUACCCAGUUUUAACCUUCAUCUUGCUAUCAAUCUGCAUUUCCUACUGGGCUGUGACAGCCGUUUUCUUGGCUACAUCAGGGGUACCAGUAUUCAAAGUUAUGGUCCCAGAGGGGGAAUGUAUACAUGAAGAUGAAACUUGUGACCCAGAGAUUUUUCCUAAAACUAACAUUCCCAAAGUCUGCCCUGGCGCAUCGUGUAACUUUGCUUUCUACGGUGGAAGGAGCAUGUACCACAAUUACAUCUUGACCUUCCAGAUCUACAACCUCUUCGGUUUCCUUUGGCUCAUAAACUUUGUAAUCGCGUUGGGUCAGUGUGCCCUUGCUGGCGCCUUUGCUUCCUAUUACUGGGCCAUGAGAAAACCCGAGGACAUCCCGCGGUACCCGCUCUUCACUGCGUUCGGGAGAGCAGUACGAUACCACACGGGGUCUCUGGCCUUUGGAUCUUUGAUCCUUGCAUCCGUUCAGAUGUUUAAAGUGAUCGUAGAAUACCUGGACAGGCGACUUAAAAAGGCUCAGAACAGUGCUGCCCAGUUCCUGCACUGCUGCCUACGGUGCUGUUUCUGGUGUUUGGAAAAGAUGGUGAAGUUUUUAAACAGAAAUGCCUACAUCAUGAUUGCAUUAUAUGGCAAAAACUUCUGUGAGUCAACAAGAGAUGCCUUCUAUCUGCUCAUGAGGAACAUUGUGAAAGUCACAGUUACAGAUGAAGUCACAUAUUUUGUAUUACUCCUGGGAAAAGUCCUAGUUUCUGGGAUUGUAGGUGUCUUGGCCUUCCUACUCUUCACAGAAAGACUACAAUUAAUUGUAGAGGGACCAACGACUUUAAAUUACUACUGGGUCCCCUUCGUGACUCUUGUAUUUGGAGCUUACAUGAUUGCUCAUGGAUUCUUCAGCGUCUAUUCAAUGUGUGUCGAAACCAUUUUCAUCUGCUUCUUGGAAGACCUAGAAAGAAACGAAGGCUCUCUUUCAAGACCCUAUUUCGUGACUCCGAGUCUAAUGAACAUUUUGGUGGAGCAGGGCAAGAUCAAGAAGCAGUAG
Arvicanthis niloticus (Nile rat) is the source of this 2046-nucleotide messenger RNA. RefSeq names its product solute carrier family 44 member 5 (gene Slc44a5). The record is from RefSeq and is a predicted model, not a curated record. NCBI's taxonomy places the organism in Eukaryota, Metazoa, Chordata, Mammalia, Rodentia, Muridae. Gene Ontology annotation, cellular component: membrane. Gene Ontology annotation, biological process: transmembrane transport. Gene Ontology annotation, molecular function: transmembrane transporter activity.